Molecule: messenger RNA, 837 nt
Organism: Corylus avellana
Lineage: Eukaryota; Viridiplantae; Streptophyta; Magnoliopsida; Fagales; Betulaceae
Product: bifunctional L-3-cyanoalanine synthase/cysteine synthase D1
Source: RefSeq, a predicted model, not a curated record
GUGACUGAAAAUUCCACUGCACAACUUCACCAUCGCAGUCACGGCCAAUUCCAAGAAUAAGACUCAUAUAUAUUCCAACUGCGUCAGCAGAGAUAAGGUUUAUUUCUCCUGGGUAGCAUUCAAGUUAUUGCUCUAUUUUUUAAUAGCUUUUAUGUAUUUGCUUGAUCAUCAAAAUCGUUUGAGCAGCUGGUGAUUCCUUCACAAGAAAGUCUGCAUUAUUGGAUUGUUUCCACUUUUGGGUACUACCAAGUUUCCUCAAGUUUAACUAAAAACAUAACAUGGAAGAAAAGUGCGCAAUCAAGAAAGAUGUUACUGAAUUAAUAGGCAAUACCCCAAUGGUUUAUCUCAACCAUAUUGUGGAUGGUUGUGUAGCUCGUAUUGCUGCCAAGCUUGAGAUGAUGGAACCCUGCUCUAGUGUUAAAGGCAUGCAUUUGAUCCAAGGAAUUGGUGCUGGUAUUAUCCCUACUGUUCUGGAUGUCAAUGUGCUUGAUGAAGUUAUUCAAGUUUCAAGUGAGGAAGCUAUUGAAACUGCCAAACUGCUUGCCUUGAAAGAAGGCUUGCUGGUGGGGAUCUCAUCUGGUGCUGCAGCAGCUGCUGCUAUAAAGUUAGGAAGGAGGCCUGAAAAUGCUGGAAAACUCAUUGUUGUCGUCUUCCCCAGCUGUGGUGAGCGUUAUCUAUCUUCUCCCCUCUUUGAUUCCAUCAGGCAUGAAGCCGAAAACAUGACUUUUGACUAAGGUGUUACCGAAUAAACGACCUAAAUUCACAUAAUUUGAAAUUGUAGAACAUCUUGAUCUCACUGCACUCCCUGGAUACCUGAAGAAAUAAUGAUAUAGAUUG